AUGGCAGCAGGAGUAGCAGCAUGGCUGCCUUUUGCCCGAGCAGCAGCAAUAGGAUGGAUGCCAGUGGCCUCCAACCCUAUGCCAAACGCACCUCGGCAGGAGAGGAAACGUAGUCAGGAUUCUCUGAUUGUGCUGAAUGUGAGUGGCACCCAGUUCCAGACCUGGUUGAACACCCUUGAACGCUAUCCUGACACCCUUCUGGGCAGCUCAGAGAGGGAUUUCUUCUACCAUCCAGAGACACAGCAAUACUUUUUUGACCGGGAUCCUGAUAUCUUCCGACACAUCCUCAAUUUCUAUAGAACAGGGAAGCUACACUAUCCCCGUCAGGAGUGCAUCUCAGCCUAUGAUGAGGAGCUGGCCUUCUUUGGUAUUAUCCCUGAAAUCAUUGGCGAUUGCUGCUAUGAGGAGUACAAGGAUCGACGACGGGAAAAUGCUGAACGCCUUCAGGAUGAUGCUGAUCAGGAUAAUGCCAAUGAGUGUCAUCUUCCUUCCAUGACAGCUCGAGAGAGGAUGUGGCGGGCCUUUGAGAGUCCACACACCAGCACACUGGCCCUGGUUUUUUAUUAUGUUACUGGCUUUUUCAUUGCUGUUUCUGUCAUUGCCAACGUGGUGGAGACUGUGCCCUGUGGGAUAACUCCUGGUGCCAUCAAGGAGCUAUCCUGUGGAGAGCGCUAUGAUGUGGCUUUCUUCUGCCUAGACACAGCCUGUGUCAUGAUCUUCACUGUUGAGUAUCUCUUGCGCCUGGUGGCUGCUCCCAGCAGGUACAAGUUUGUCCGUAGCGUCAUGAGCAUCAUUGAUGUUGUGGCAAUUAUGCCAUAUUACAUUGGCCUGGUGAUGACCAACAAUGAGGAUGUCAGUGGAGCUUUUGUAACCCUGCGUGUCUUCCGGGUCUUCCGGAUCUUUAAAUUUUCACGCCACUCACAGGGUCUGCGCAUCCUGGGCUACACUCUGAAAAGCUGUGCAUCAGAGCUUGGCUUUCUCCUUUUUUCUCUCACUAUGGCCAUCAUAAUCUUUGCUACAGUUAUGUUCUAUGCUGAAAAAGGUUCAUCUGCCACCAAGUUCACCAGUAUUCCUGCUUCUUUCUGGUAUACCAUUGUUACUAUGACCACCUUGGGGUAAGUGCAUAUGGUUUUAUCUCUA
Molecule: messenger RNA, 1140 nt
Organism: Protobothrops mucrosquamatus (brown spotted pit viper)
Lineage: Eukaryota; Metazoa; Chordata; Lepidosauria; Squamata; Viperidae
Product: potassium voltage-gated channel subfamily D member 2
Exons: 1
Coding region: 1-1119 (372 amino acids)
Biological process (GO): potassium ion transmembrane transport; protein homooligomerization
Cellular component (GO): membrane; voltage-gated potassium channel complex
Molecular function (GO): protein binding; A-type (transient outward) potassium channel activity; voltage-gated monoatomic ion channel activity involved in regulation of postsynaptic membrane potential
Source: RefSeq, a predicted model, not a curated record